AUGGUGCACAUGAACGUCCUGGUUGAUGCCCUCAAAAGCAUCAACAAUGUCGAGAAGCGAGGCAAGUACCAGGUACUCAUCAGGCCAUUCUCCAAAGUCAUCGUGAGGUUCCUGAUGGUGAUGAUGAAGCACAGUUACAUCAGUGAACUUGAAAUCAUCGAUGAUCACAGAGGCAGAAAAAUUGUCGUGAACUUCUCAGGCAGAUUGAACAAAUGUGGUGUGAUCAGCCUCAGAUUUGACAUGCAGCUCAAAAAUUUAGAGAAGUGGCAGAACAACCUACUCACAUCCCAUCAGUUUGAUUUCAUUGAACUGACAACCUCAAAGGGAAUAGUGCCUAGGAUACAAAGCCACAUACAGAAUGCGAUUAUAACUCUCUUAAUAAAUAUUCUUUUACAGUGA
Messenger RNA from Suncus etruscus (white-toothed pygmy shrew), 399 nucleotides. Its product is annotated as 40S ribosomal protein S15a-like. Gene Ontology annotation, cellular component: ribosome; cytosolic small ribosomal subunit. Gene Ontology annotation, molecular function: structural constituent of ribosome. Lineage: Eukaryota; Metazoa; Chordata; Mammalia; Eulipotyphla; Soricidae. The coding region runs from base 1 to 399 and encodes 132 amino acids. The record is from RefSeq and is a predicted model, not a curated record. Gene Ontology annotation, biological process: translation. The transcript has 2 exons.